AUGAACACAGCACGCGCGCGAGACGACUCGACCAUCCACCUACCACGGAUAUUAUGUCUUCAUGGUGGUGGUACAAACGCCCGAAUCUUCCAGGCUCAAUGCCGAGGGCUUAUUGCUGGACUAAAAUCGGAAUAUCGUCUUGUAUUCGCCCAAGCUCCUUUUGCAUCGCAGGCUGGAUCAGACGUUCUAUCUGUCUACAGUCAAUGGGGUCCUUUCCGGCGGUGGCUUCGAUGGCGACCAGAGCACCCAGUGAUCUCACCAGAAGAUGCAGUUCAAGAGAUUGAUACAUGGCUAGAAAAAACCAUGCAUCAAGACGAUCUUGCUGGAGCUACUGGCGAGUGGAUUGCCCUCUUGGGCUUCAGCCAGGGUGCGAAAGUGUCCGCCAGCCUCCUUUACCGACAACAAAGCUGGCAAGAGCUCUUCGGCACCCGCCCAGCUGGAAUUAACUUCCGUUUCGGGAUUCUCCUGGCGGGCCAGGCACCUUUCAUAUCAAUGGAUUCUGACUUGACGUUGGAUCCGCCACUACCGGACGCCUCGCAAAUCACCGACCUCAGACACAGCGAGCGAGAAUUAUAUUAUGGCAAGGGUCAUGUGUUGCGAAUUCCUACGCUUCACGUCCAUGGACUGCGAGACAAGGGACUGGAUCAUCAUCGGAAACUGUUUGAGGAUUUUUGCGCUCCACAAAGCCGGAGGUUGAUAGAGUGGGAUGGAGAUCAUAGAAUACCUCUCAAGCUAAAGGAUGUCUCACUUGUCGUUCACCAGAUCCGCGAGCUUGCAAAGGAGACGGGUGUUUCUUAG
Messenger RNA from Penicillium robsamsonii, 798 nucleotides. RefSeq lists its product as uncharacterized. The coding region runs from base 1 to 798 and encodes 265 amino acids. The transcript has a single exon. The record is from RefSeq and is a predicted model, not a curated record. Gene Ontology annotation, cellular component: cytoplasm; nucleus. Gene Ontology annotation, biological process: secondary metabolite biosynthetic process. NCBI's taxonomy places the organism in Eukaryota, Fungi, Ascomycota, Eurotiomycetes, Eurotiales, Aspergillaceae.